AAAGAGCUGCUGUCACGGGUGCACUCCCUUUUGCCCUGGGUGCAUCGAGACUCCCAAUAUUUUUUUUCCUUCCCUCCCAAACAUUUUUGAAAUCAUAUUUCCUUCAUUUAUAAACCUCUAGUCGUCCCCCCUUCCACCCGAAUCCCUGGUUGAUUGAACUGUCUUGACUGAUAUGUGAUUAAUCUUUUCUGUUGUUCCUGGUGAAGGAACGAAGCCUGGACACUAGUUCUAGGCAACUGGAGGUUUGUAUUAGAUUGAGUCCAAAAUAGUCGAUUGUCUUGGUUCACUUAGUUUUGGGUUCUUUUAUUUUCCUUUCCUUUUUUAUUUUAUUUUUAUUUUGUUUAUUUUAGUAUUCCUUUACCGUCCUUCGUUCAUCAUAUCCUCCUUCUCUAUCUUCCCAAGUUUUCCAAGGUCCCCUACCUGCCUUAUCACUUUAAGCCGCUAUAUUUAUUUGUUUGCCACCACCGUUCUGCCCGUUCUCAUCCGUUGAGCUUUCCCCUCCCGAGCGGCGGUAGGCCUGGGCCUAGACCACCCGCACCCGCACCCGCCCGCACCACCUGAUCCCAGUACCUGGAACCCGAACCCUCAGCCCACACCCACUUUUGGUCAAUCUGGGCACUCCCCUGUUUGCCGCUGCGCGUUGGCACCGUAACUUUUCCAUCCCGAUUCUCAAAAGUUUCCAAACUCAAAAAAGAACUUAGAAUACCAAAAGAGCAGGGGAAGAGGGACCCGGGUUUUGCUAGUGGCGGCGUCAACUCGUUCAUCCCAUAUCCGGCUUGGGCCAAACUUUCCCAUCAUUCCUCCAAAUGGAGGCCGGUCAUGGAGGCGCCGCCGUGGCCAACAGUACUCUCAGCAUCUCGGGCAUACUCCAUGCUGCCGCCGAGAGCAGAGAUGACUUGCUUGUACUCGCUUCGUUGGCAUCCAAUGUCGCCGACGCUUCAGACGCGGGCCGGGCUCUGCUGCAGGCUACUGACAGACUCCAGAGGAGCGUUGAUGUCGUUUGCAAUUUGAUGCGGCAACUACGAGCGAGCAAGAAACGGCUCUCUCCUGUCGUCUCGAAUGGGGCAAUCCCAGAUCAAACUCGGAUACGAAUGUUACAAGAGGACCCAUCACCCCUGGCCGUCUUGGAAAAACAUUUGAGCACAUGCGUCGCCGACAUCAAGCGCGUCAUCCACGGCUUCCGCUACUCACUUUCAGUAUAUAAUCAGCCUAAGGACCCGAAGCAAGGGUUGGAGGAUCGACGAGCGGCUUUUGAGGCAGCUUUAAACCAGCUGGCUCAUAUAACAGUUCUGCGUGAACAGGCUCUCACACAACACCUGAUUGGACUUGGUUGUUAUGUUGAUCAUCUGGUAUCACCCAGCUCGACUUCCAGUGGGAACAGUGAGCAUGGUUGUGGACAUGUCAAUGAUGACGAGACCAAGCCCAAGGCUGGACCUUCAGUAUGCAGACAUGAACAUUCGGCAGCUCGUGGCGGAGGAAGGUGUCUUAAAGAAGAGACCGCGACCAUCCGUGAUCAAUCACCUUCAACUGUUGAAAGUAUGGUAAACCGCAGCGGCGACAAUAGUGUCCAUACAAAGAGCAGUCUCGAGACCACCGUCAACGGAACCGCUUCUCCUCUUUCGGACUCGAUAUCUGGAGAUUCCACUGGCACCGUCAAUGUUUCUGGCCAGAAAAGGAAAGCUUCUCCCGACAAAAAGAAAAAUGCUUCCUUGUCACGCAGACUGGCCGAACUCAGCCUCAGCAGAUCUGGUGACAGCGCCGAGACCCAAAUAAACAGCCAACAGCCUCGGCACGAGUAUUACUACAGCUGCGAUGCCCUCGGUGGCAUUGACGAUGGAGCUGAUGAGCUUGAAGACGGAUCAUUGAGCUGCAGGUUCUGUGGAAUCCGAUUUAUACAUGACGAUGAGACGACGGCAUAUCGCCUGGGUGCACAUCUCGUGCGCGCCCAUUCCUUUGGCCUGUGCAAUCUCAAUUGCACCUUUUCUUCUCAGGAAGCUCUUAUGGAGCAUCUAUACUCGUUUCACGGAUGGUCGAGGAUGUCACAGGAUCGAGAGGUCAUAGAUCACUGGUUCCGAAGGCAAAAGGAAGUCGGGGUGCCACUGGAGCGUGGCUGGAGACUCCUCACCUUGGAAGACGGUGACGCCCAGCCUCUACGUGGUUUGCGAGAGACACGGGAAGAGACAGGACUGUUGCUGCUGCAUGUGCUCAACACAAUUUUGUUGGGGGCAGACCUAAACAUCAGCAUGCUCCCUGAGAGGCCGGAAACCACACCACCACCACCCACCGAGGGUUCGGUUGCAUUCGAUGCAGGGCAGGUACCGAUGGCACACCGGUUCUGCCAGGCGCUCACAAGCUUGGACAAACUUGCUCUUGCAGAUACGGAUGCUCCGAAAGGAGCAGCGGCAUCACCAGGCUCCAAAUCAGCGCACGGAUCCAGUGUCAAACGUAGAAAUCGCGCGGUCCUGGAGGAAAUGAUGUACCAUGCGGCAUGCGUGCAACAGGAAAUAGCCAUCAAGAGCGCCGUCGGCGAUGAAGACAUACUACGACAUGAGGCGCUUUACACAGCUGAGCAGUACAAGUUGGACGACCUGGUUUGCAUGUACUUUCCGCCGAGAGCAUCGCCGGCAGCUGAGAGGCACAGAGUCUGGCACGUGCGUAUCGCAACCGAUGAAGGUGGCGACAGGAAGGCUAAAUUACGAGCUCAGAAGCUGCGCAAUAUCGAGGGCUUGGGUAUUAAGCGCAUAGAGUCCAACCGGCCACUUCGAUCUUUCAGGGACGCAGUGCGCGUGCUCGGUCGCGCGCAUAUGGACCAGUCUGGUGCAGCUGGUUACAUCGGUGUCAUGCCUCAGGUCCUGAAGGCAGCGGGGCUACUUCUUUGGCAAGAAGGUCGUUCGCCGGAAGCACUUCGUCCGGGAACGUACGUUCCUCUCAACGCGGAAAAUCUUAGGGUUCACACAGAACUGCAACAGCGAGAUACACACCUGCUUGCCAACACGCCAUCCCAGCGAAGGUUCCGGUGGGUCUCGGGUGAGCGGUUGGACUGGUGGUUUCUCGGCAUGGUGGAGAGGUCGGCGUCGUUUCGCCGACUUAUCAAGAGUGGCUGGGCUUUCCCUCCAGGACCGCCAGGUGUUCCCGCUUCAGAAACGUCAAAACUUUGCAAAUCCAAUUCCGUCAAAGACUGUGUGGCGGCUGAUGCACCGAAAACUCUACUGACGCCGUAUGGGUGGGCGGCAAACCUACUCAGCUCGGCUGGACUGCCCCAAGGGAAGGCGGUUGUCAACGCUGUUCGUAGCGUUGGCGGAGAGGCGAGGAGCAUUAUGAAUGGAAACAGGGUUACGGCUGCUAGCAGAGAUCCAGCACCGCAACAGGCGCUGGCCGCUGCACUAGCAGCCCACCAACAACAGGAACGGCGUCAACAGAACAUGAACAACAGCCACCCGUCACAGGAGCGCAUGGUCAAGCGGCCGCAGACCCCCGAUAUCAGCAUGGUUGGUGCCGAUUACGGGACAUGUUCUGGCAUGUCAGUGGAAGAAUCCAAUAGUUCAUCACAGUGCAGCCAAAACCCAGAAUAUAGAAAUGGCUCGCAAACACUCCAGCAGGCAGUAGAAAACAACAUAUCUAGACCGGACUUGAUUCCAGGGCCGGUGAAAGCCCCGGCUAUCGCUGCGGAUUCGAUUGCAGAAGAGGAGGAUGAGUCUGAGGACGACGACGAGGAAGAUGACGAUGACGAUGACGAUUACGAUGUCGAUGAUGAUGACCAAGAAGAGACAGGAGACGACGAAGACGAGAUAACAUCUGACUCAUCUACGACGUCUUCGGAAUCGAGCUCCUAGUUUCUCAAUGCAACGAUGCUGCUUUACGGUUGGAUAUUCCAGAUGUUUCAAAACGGAUGGCUCUAUUUAGCGAGUCCAUCAAAAAAAGGCGUUUAUGACUGGGCGUCCGCCACUUAUACCAGAAAAGAAGAAAAGAAAAACGAAAACAUACAUGCAGAGAUAUCAGGAGUUCGGCAGCGGUAGGAAGUUUGUGAAAAAAAAAGAGUUUGGGCAGGAAUUGGAUAUUUGGGGGGAAAAACAAAAACAAAAAGGAUCCCAAUUUAUGGGGUCUCAUAAUGACGGACAUGACAUAAAAUUGGGAGCAGAGCGAUCAACUUGUUCAUAUUCGCAUACAGGUUGGCCAAAACUGUGAUGCCACGAUGCCGUUGAUGUUCACGUCUAGAGUCCUGAUCUUGAGGUCGUGUUCCGGUCUUGGUAACAUGGAGUGGUUUAACGAUGCAUGAAUCAAAAUCUUUAUGAGUACAGUCGGAAAGACCACCGGAGAAGACCUUGGCUCGGAGUUUCCCAUGGUAAAAUGAGCGCAGGAUAUCCUGUCCGGGGCCUAGAUUCAGAAAUCAUGGUAUAAUCACACUGAAAACUGGCUCGACAGAAAUUACACCUACCAACAGGUGAACAUAAAUUGCGGUCGUGUGUAACAACCAAGUUGUGGGAACACAAAUGCGUAGGAAAGUGGACGAGAAAGUCGUAUCAUGCCAAAAAGAAGCUAACAACAAAUAUGCUCAUCUAUACAGAAAGAGGGCGUCAACUAUCACUAUACAUAAGCGUUUCAUACACCAUAAAUAAACACGCCAGCUCGGGCAAUCAAC
Pyricularia oryzae 70-15 is the source of this 4639-nucleotide messenger RNA. RefSeq lists its product as uncharacterized. NCBI's taxonomy places the organism in Eukaryota, Fungi, Ascomycota, Sordariomycetes, Magnaporthales, Pyriculariaceae. The transcript is spliced from 2 exons. The record is from RefSeq and is a predicted model, not a curated record. The coding region runs from base 807 to 3833 and encodes 1008 amino acids.